AUGUACCUCGGUGUGUUGCUCACUGUAGCUCUGGUGUUAUCCACUGCUUCUGCCUCGCGUGGAGGUCGCGAGGCAGGCUGCAAGGAGCGUGGCGGUGACCUCGUUUCCUUAAGCCCACCUGAGCUGCUCGAGCACGUCUCCAGGUACAUUGACGCCACGUAUCCAGGUCACAUUGCGAACGAUUACACCUUCUGGGUCGGAGGUCAAACUGUCGGGUCAGGAUGGCAGUGGCUUAAUGGCGACAAGCUGAGUGUCAAGUCCAAUUUGUGGGUGCCCAACCUCCCUCCCAAGAACUCAGACGCCACCUGGUACACCCUCUUGGUUCCUGCUGAUCCCACGACGCCCAGGAGGUACCUCAACGUAGGUGGUCCUUCUAGUCAGUCCCCUGCUUACAUCUGCCAGGCCUAAAGGAGGUGAGGGGGUGAAGCAGAGGCAAGCAGAGGUAAAUAGAGGUAAGCAGAGGCAAGUAGAAGCAAGUAGAAGCAAGUAGAAGCAAGAAGAAGCAAGUAGAAGCAAGCAGAGGCAAUCAGAAGCAAGUAGAAACAAGCAGAGGCAAGCAGAAGCAA
Penaeus vannamei (Pacific white shrimp) is the source of this 566-nucleotide messenger RNA. Lineage: Eukaryota; Metazoa; Arthropoda; Malacostraca; Decapoda; Penaeidae. The record is from RefSeq and is a predicted model, not a curated record.